Molecule: messenger RNA, 5892 nt
Organism: Pogona vitticeps (central bearded dragon)
Lineage: Eukaryota; Metazoa; Chordata; Lepidosauria; Squamata; Agamidae
Source: RefSeq, a predicted model, not a curated record
AAUAAAGGGCCUUCAGAGCUUCCUCUUUCCCCCUCCAGUAAGAAGCUCUUUUUGUUUUACAGAGAAAGGGAGAGAGCGAGCCACAAAAUGAAACCAGGUGCUCCCAACGAAGCACAGUAUAUUAUGAGAAAUCUAAGAAGAAAGUAACUUGUUUCAUGAAGGCAGUUGGCAAAACCUGACAAUGAAAUUACUAUUUCUUUUGCCUUUUUUUCUUUUUUUGCUUUCCUCUUUCUUGUUUGGAAAGGAUACCCCCAGUCAAUCUCCUAGGAUUCCACUGACUCCAGAUUUUGAUGGAGUAAAAGAUGAGAAACAGCCAGAUGAAUCUCUUGAAGAAUCCCAGCCAUUCAAAUCAGAUCCCCCCUGGAUAUCCAUGUACAUCCCUGUGAGAAGCUGCCAUAGAGAACUGAGAACGAAAUAUGGAGAAUUUUAUCCCCCAAAGUACCUGAAUGGCUUUGAAGGAAAUAUUUGGUGCAACUGGACUGUUUGGGCCGGUUCUAGGAAAAACAUCAUUAUUUAUAUCAGUGGCUUUAAAAGUGAUGAGGGCUGUGACAAAAAUGAGAAUAAGAUUUUCUUUCAUGGAGUUUCUUCGGUUGCAGAGAACACUGUGGUCUAUGCUUGCUGGGGAAAAGAGACCCAUGUUUUUGCUACCUAUGCUAAAGCUGUUCAUGUGAUCUCCCUGACGAGGCAUCCCAAUCCUACUAAGAAAGAUGGAUUUGUGGGCAAAUACUAUAUCUUCCAGCCCAGGGAAGCAAGGCCUGAUUCCAUGGAUCCCUUUGGCUCUGCAAUGCCUUCUCUGGAACUAGUCCUCACAGCCAUAACCAGCAUUCCUCAAGCCAAGGAAGCAUCUUUACUGUUCACCUUUAACCGUUCAAAUGCUCACAUCUCUGAAAGUCUUGAGGCUGACAAUCAAACAGUUGGGUUGUUGGAAACAAGUAGAAAAAGUGCAAGUAUCACAGCAAUUACAGGUUCGGCUAGAAAAUCAAAAAGUCUCCACUUGCUGUCCACAGCUUUGAAGGGCAGUGAAAAUUCUUCUUGCACUCCAAAUCCUUCUGAUAAAUUAAUAGGAGUCAUGGACUGUGUGCACUGGAGAAUGAACAAUGGAGAAAUCCCAGUGGGCCUGGGUGAGUCUACCACUUCUUCCAAUGUUGUUUCAGAUGUUUCUUACGUAGAGUCAGGACUACUGACAGAAGCUGCUAGUCCUGUAGAAGAUAUGGGACAUCCAAGCAGACUGUUAAGUUCUCCUUUGGGACUUCUUAUGAACGAUUAUCAAUGGAUGAAGAGUAAAUUAACACAGCAGGAUUAUCUUGCCAUGGUUAUGCCUUCUCUAAUGAUUCCUUCUAGCAUGGUGACCACUGACAGAAAGAGUCCUGGAUCCAUAAUUUAUCAGAGUUUUGGAGACGUUCAACUAGCAAUGCAUGAAGCAAUGGGCAGAGGCGUCGUUGUCUUUGGAACUACCUCGCUUUCCAGUCUGGGACACACCUGUAUGGGCUUGACAAGCCAGAAUGACUACCUGCUUGUUCCUGCAAAGACACAAGAAAGAGGAAAACAAGAAAGCAAGGCAAAUUGUUCUAUACUCAUAAUCAAUUAUGCCAAUUCAUCUGAUGAACGGGAAGCCAGAAAUGUGCUAGUCCUAAAGAGCAAUACUGAGCUCUGGGAUAUUGGUCCCGUUACAGAAACCUUUGUAGAGUUAACCAACCAGCCAGAAGCCCCUUUGGCUACAGCAUUGCCAUCCAGUGUGUUGGAAGUAGAACUGAACUUGAGACCCGGAAGCAGCUACCAUGAACAGUCCAGCACUAACCCUUCUCUGAAUCUAGCUUCCGAGAUGCCAAGAAGAACAGACAGUGUUAACUUAGCUGCACAAAGCAUCUUUCUUUUGGAUAUAGCUACAAAGCAGGAGCCUUUCCUCUCCCCCAGCAAGACCACAACAAUUCCAUUAGUUACUGCAGAACUUGGGCUUUCCUGCUGUGUUGUCUUAAGGGUGGAAGAUGAAUUUUCUUUGCCAGCCCUGACCUUAAAGCCUUCCCUCUUUCAUAGCACAGAGACAACUCUGUCACUCACUCUUCCUGUUCCUGAGCCGAUCUCCUUCGAAUUGGAACAUGCCCUCUCGCCAUCAAUGACAGUGACCUAUCCUUCCUUGUCUGUAAGACCACAUCAAACCCUUCCUGUGUCUGCCAUCCUUCAAAAGUCUGUCCUUUUGGAAUUGGAGCCUGGAAUCUUUUCAGCAAGAGAACUGGAUGUUUCUUUAAAUGCUGGACAAGUAGAGUCUAUUCCCUUGGGACUGUGCUGUGCCGCUACUAGAACAGCAACUACUCUGCAGGAACCUUUUGAGCUGGAGGAUCUUUCUCCAGCUCCUUCAGCGCUAGAGCCCAGAUCUCCAGAAGACUUCCUACCAGCUGCAGAGGCUUCUUUCUUCCUCAUUAAUGAAGUUACUCCUUCCCUUGGAUUACAGAUGGCAAACACAAUUAAAAAUGAGAUGAUUCUGAGCUGUGCAUGCUCACAAGACAUGGCUAGCACUCCCAGACAGGAAGAUCCCUUACUCAUUGCUGGGCUGUCCUCUGGUUUGUAUAGUAGUCAUCAUGCAGGUUUGGAACACCAAGAGCCUCUUAAGCAGCUGCUGCUAGGAGAAAGAGAGGACAACUGCUUUGGUGCAACGUCUAGAGAAGAGGGAGAAAAAGGAGACACAGCAAAACCCUGGAACAUCAUAUCCAAGCCUAAACUCUGCUUUUCCCUUGAUAGAUUUACACUGAGCUCAAAUUCUGUUUUGAAUCAUUCUGUCCUGGAAAUGCCUCUCGUAUCUUUGCCAGCGAUGAGUAAAAAGAAGCAAUCCGCAAACAUAACUCAGUAUGAUCUUGUUACCUCUAGCACCAUCAUGAUUCCAUUCUUGCCACAGAAUGAGAUGCAGACUCCACCUCAGUUGCCUGUGCCCUUAGAAGUGAGAGAGGAGGGAGGAGCACAAAUCAAAGGGGCCAUAAAAUCCUGGGGAGAGCUUCAUAAUGCUAAAUGGCAAUGGGGGGCCAUGGAAUGUAUUGUUGCUGAUCUUGAUGCUCCAGGAACUCUCACUGAGACAUCAGUUCUGUGGGAUAACUUAGAUUUACUAGCUCUACAGGGACCAUCUAGCUUAGACAAUAAAAUGGCAUCCAAAGUAAGAGCACUUUUGAACUGUAGAGAGUUGGGGUUUCCUUGGCUACAGGUGUAUCUUCCUGUAAAAAGUUGCCAUGUUAUUUUGAAGAAUAAAGCAGGAACUUUUUCUCCUCCCAUUCUGAGCAGAAGCCAAACCAACAACUGGUGUAACUGGACCAUAUGGGCGGGUUCUCACAAACAUAUCUUGAUUUAUAUAGAAGGGUUUGAAGGGAACUCAAAUUGUGAAGAAAAUCAGGACAAGAUCAUAUUCCAAGGUGUCUCAUCAAGUGUUGAAAGCAAGAUAGCUUACUCUUGUAGAAACCAUAACACUUUGAUCUUUGCUGCACAGGCUGUAGCUGUCCAUGUAGUGUUUUUGUCAAAAUCUCCUUCUCAAAACCAUAGUCAUAAACACUUUAAAGGACGCUAUUUCAUAUUUGAAGAUUAUGAAAUGAAAGAACCUGUUUCAAAAUCUAACAGCAGUGCUGGAUUUCCCCGUAAGUCCGAUAUAAUGCACUCAGGGCAUAUUUUAGACUUUCUAAAGACAAACGGAACACCCAGCAAUGACAGUUGGCUACCAGUGACUACUAAAAAGAGCUGGAAGGAAAAUGGCAGUGCUAGAACCUCGGAAGCAGUCGUGAAACCAACUCUUAGUAACUACACACAAGUUUCUUUCAUGAAAUCAGAAGAAAAUGUAACCUCAAAUCCACUUGCUAUGAAGGCGAUCCAUGUUGCAAACCCAUCAGUUGAUGAUAUUAGAACUGGGAAUGAAUCUUCUUCUGGUAAUUUGAAGAAAAUGCUAGGUUUAGGAUCAAAUAGUUUGGAGAAUGAAGAAAAGCCAUUUGUGCAUGAUCUAUCUGUACUCCUUACCUCUACACAUGUGUCUCAGAAGCUCAAAAUGACAACAAAAUCAGCAGAAUGGAAAGAUCAUGAAACUACGACUGAAUCUGCCAGGCUUAAAAAUGGCGGGUACAUAACUACGCACCUAAUCACAACAUACAGUGAAGCUGUAAAAGCAAUGUUUGGAAAAGUUCCUUUCAAGAGUAGAAUUACUUUUCCACAAGUCUUAAUUGAAGAGCAGAGAACUCCAACUCUAUCCCCUAAAAGUAUUCUGGAGAAGGGGCAAAAUGAGUCCUUCCAAUCUAAUUCUGGACUCUCCAGGAAAAACGUAGAUGUGACUGAAUAUCAACAAGGUGUGAGACUAAGAGAAGCACUUGAAAGACAGCAUAUGGACAAUCAGGUCUAUAGACAAGAGAAGAGAAACAGUAAUGAGUACAUGGUAGCAGUUCUUGCAGGAAACAAUAAAUCUCAGCUUAUUACAGAAACACCCCAAAGUUCUACAAAUCAAACAAAACCUCAGCAGACCACCUUAGACUAUCCUAAUGUGUUGCAUGAUCUGUCUUUAAGAGCACUUAAUCAUAACCUUGUGGACACUGCUACCACUUUGAGCCCCCAAGGCAUUUUCUCACGUAGCCCAAAGCACAUUAAAGUGGGAAUGACUGAGAUUACACAUCCCAACAGUUCAGUGACCAGGUACAGAGAGCAACCCCAAAGGAAAUAUACGAGAGCAAAUCCUCCAUACUCCCCUUCUGUUUCAGUGUCAAGGAAUAAUACUUCCCUGAAUGUAGGAAAUAUUUCCUAUGAGAGAGAGUCUGUAUUCAGAGAUAAUGAAAAUGAUUCUGUUCUGCUGUCCCAGCACAAUCCAGGGGAUCUUCUGUUUGAAAUAGUUUUGGGUAUAGAACGCAAAGAAUGGAUCCCGCCUAUUGGAAGUAAUCAGGAAAAAGCCCUCAUAGAGUUCAUUAAGAGACAGGUUCAAGGGAAAGUGAGACCCUUCUCAAACCAAGUAAAAGAAAUCAAGUUAAAGGAAAUAAAAAGAAGGAGUGAAACUAGCUUUGAUAGACAAACAGACCCAGACCUGAUGCUUAUGUUUUGGUUGCAUCUAACGCCAAAGAAAAAGAAUGUAUCCUACUUAGUGCGUUCUCAGCUGGAAAAUCUUAGCAGUACAUCUAUGGAAUUUGGCAAGGUUCAGACAGUUUUGGUGACAGAUGUGAAUGAAUGCAGUUCUGGAAUUGGACUAUGUGGUGAUGAGGCAAUCUGCCUCAAUGGAUAUGGCACAUACUUAUGUAAAUGUAAAGAAGAUUAUGAAGAUCGCUCUGAGACAAAGUCAGGCACCCUGUGUAUUCGUAGUCCACGAUCAGGCCUGGGCUCCUUGUACACCUACACAGAGAUUCUUGUAGGAACUACUGUUUUUUUCAUCUCUGCCCUUGUAGUGGUAAUCAGUGUGCUGUGUACAAUCAUAAAGAAAAGACACACUAAGAAGGGCUUCCACUUUCAAGAAGCUGCUUCCCCUGGAACAUCGGAUGCAUCCGAGCUGCAACAGACAACCUUUGAUCAAAACAACAUCCAUCAUCUCCUCACUCUAGAUCCUACCCAGUUAAAACUCAGAGCCAAAGCACCAGAAUGGCCUUUAGAAGUGAGAACUGUUACCAGUGAAACAUACAGAGUAUCUAUUGAGCAAUCUGACUACUUAUAAAAAAAUUGCAAUACUAAAUUGCACUCCUUUUUUCCCCUUUAAUAUAAAGUUCUUUUCAUCUAUUGUGGAUACACAGACGGAGCUUUUUUUUUUCCCAUAGGAGUUGUUGCAGAAAUAUUUUAUUGUGCUGUUUUCUUUGUCAGGUUUCACUCUGUAGCUUAAUGAAAAUUUAACUGUUGUAAUAUAGUUUUGACUACUGUACUGUCUGGCUUUACACAGAUAUAAAAACAGGAUUGAAUCUA